AUGCUGGUGGGUCUCAUUAUCUACCUGGUCCCAGAUGAAUUGGAGGGACUGGUUACCUUUGACCCUGAGGUGUUCUUCUAUGUACUGCUUCCGCCGAUUCUGCUACACGCGGGUAUGACAAUGGAUUCCUUCCUGUUCUUCAGGUAUAUUGGGCCUAUCUUAACUUUCUCGUUCUUCGGGACAGCCCUGACUGCGAUCACCACUGGUUUGCUGCAGUGGGUGACUUCGUUUCUCCCGUUUGUGACCACACUGACACUCAAAGAGUCACUGCUAUUCGGGGCGCUGAUCUCGGCAACAGAUACAGUGACGGUCUUGGCUAUUUUCAAGGAGAUCGAUGUGGAACCAUCGCUCUACGCUCUGGUGUUCGGCGAGAGUGCGUUGAACGAUGCCAUAGCUAUCACGUUGUUUAAUGUGGUGGAGUCGUAUACUGGAUUGCAGGACGCUGUAGGCACCAGUGUAGGGGUGUUCUUCCUUUCUAUUCUCUUGGGUGUGGGCGUGGCCGUCUUCUGCUCCUUGUUGACCAAGCACAUCCCCGUUACAGACGAUCCGGUGAUGGAAACCUGUCUCCUACUGCUGCUGAGCUACAUGUCCUACCUCAUAGCAGAGGUGUCACAUCUCUCCGGCAUAGUCACUAUCCUCACCUGUGGCAUUGUGCAGGGUCACUACACCAUCUACAAUGUCUCGCAUCAGGGUAAAGAACUCAUCGAGGGGGUGCUGGGCAUGUUCAGCUUCUUCGCCGAGAACUUUAUUUUUGGGUAUCUGGGGGUGUCCAUCUUCACCUAUCCGGGGCUGGAGUGGGAAGUUUCGUCCAUGUUCCUGGGCCUGUUCAAUUGCUUGGCUGGCCGAGCGGUUGGAGUCUUUUCAAUGAGUUUUAUCCUCAAUGCCGUCCGAGCCGAGAGGAAUCAGAUCCCUUUUAGACAACAGACUAUGAUGUGGUUCUCAGGCCUGCGGGGAGCCGUAGCUUUCGCACUCGCAAUCGAAAAUUCGGAAACAAGAGAAAGUAGAGUCAUCCUGGCCACCACACUCUUCAUCGUUAUCACAACCGUGUAUGUCUGCGGCAGCCUGGCUAUCCCAGUAGCGGAAUAUCUACAGGUGACAUCAGAGUCAAGAAAGGCAGCAGACACGGUGUUAGAUGCGGAAGUAUCAUUGACAGGCGAUGGGUUCCCAAUGGAUGAAUUUCCGAUGGAAAAAUAUGGUGAGAUGGGCACCGACGAGGCUCUAGAUGACAUGGAAGUGGACAUGUCUGACAUUCCGAGCGAUUCCGUAAGGCUGGACGGUGAAUCGGGCGCACCAAUAGUGAUGGGUCGAUUUGAGAUGACUAAAGUCAUUGUGAAGAACAGAGUAGAAGAAUUUUUCUACAGUUUCGGCCACAAUUACUUGACUCCCUUCCUCAUCCGGCGGCCGAGUUUGGACAAGUAUGAGCGAAUGGAUAACACCGAGGACGAUGUAUACUCUCGCAGAGCAUCACAAGACAGUCGCAGAGCCUCUCAGGAGGGCCGACCCAGACGGAGGUCCUCAGCACAAGACGAUCAGUUUGUGCGGACGCCACUGAACGCUGUAUCCGAAGACGAUUUGUCGGCCGCUGGCAGUGUUUUUGGAUGAGUGCACGUGUGCGAGUGCCACAGUGCCGGUAGUAUCUGGGGGUUUCGCUAGAGUGUCGAAAUGGGCCUAUAUACCGCCGGUGGUGGUGAUACUCGGCGAAGGAUACGCUCGGGUUUGGCGAUGUCUCGACAUGCCGUUAAAGGGACACCCGGCUUCAAACAACAGGUCACCCGAGAGUAUUGUGCGGGCUGUGGUAUGAUCGUACUGCUGCAGUCAGUGCGCUGUGAUCAAAUCUCUACUGUGGCCUUCGGAGUCGCGGCCGAGUUGGAAAUCUGGCUGUGAUAAGUAAGCACAAUAGUAUUCGGAAGUCUGCGAUGCGUUUAGCCUGCUAGUACGGGGAACCAGUAUCCCGCCCGAUCAUUUCAAGUACCAUGUGAGAUAUACUGUAGUAGUGGUGACGGUGCUGUAUGAUCCUGCCAAUCCAUGCUAUCGAUAUAGGAGUAAGCCCGACCCUGGUUUGGCUGAUCAACUUCUGCCUGAGUGCCGAUAUAAUACGGACCUUGCUUCCGAUGAGUGAUUCUAAAUUCGCCAAUAACAACGCAAACCAUAGUCACUUGCGCGCGGUUCACGCAAGGAAUUAGGAGUAUCCAG
Molecule: messenger RNA, 2193 nt
Organism: Sphaeroforma arctica JP610
Lineage: Eukaryota; Ichthyosporea; Ichthyophonida
Exons: 11
Coding region: 1-1602 (533 amino acids)
Biological process (GO): regulation of pH; sodium ion transport; proton transmembrane transport
Cellular component (GO): membrane
Molecular function (GO): sodium:proton antiporter activity
Source: RefSeq, a predicted model, not a curated record